AUGGGUCUUUUAACCAAAGGUCAAGCUUUAACAUGGAAAGAAACACAGAAACGGGCACAGUAUAUUCGAGAACAUGGCGUUGAACAAUUUAUAAAUAAUUUCAAAAAAGUCAAAGAUCGUCGUAAUGAUUGUUUGAAGUGGGGUGAUGAAGUUGAAUUUAUGAUGGUACGAUUCGAUCAUAAAAACAAAAAAGCACAGUUACUCCUGAAAGCACAUAAAAUUUUACCUAUACUUAUGGAACCAGAAAAUGAAAAUCCAGAUGAUUGUCAAACAUUUUGGCGUCCGGAAUAUGCUGAUUAUAUGAUUGAAGGAACGCCGGGCAAACCUUACGGGCAUUUGCCUUCUCAUUUCAAUCUUGUUGAAGCAAACAUGAAAUUAAGACGGCGGCAGGGACAAGAAUUACUCGAUAAAGAUGAAUAUGUUAUAAGUACAUCUGCAUUUCCCAGGAAUGGUUGUGCCGAAUAUACUUUUCCUACUUAUACGCCGCACCCAACUACAUCAGCAUCAGCCUCUUUAUUUUUUCCUGAUGAGGCUAUAUUUCCUGAACAUCCGAGAUUUCAGACAUUGACAAGAAAUAUUCGAGAACGACGACGCGCAAAAGUGGCUAUUAAUGUACCGAUUUUUAUCGACAAAAAUACGCCAAGACCGUUUAAAGAAGAUCUGUCUGUUUAUGGUGGUGAUAAUGGCGCAAGUGAAGCAGCCUCGUUAAAUGAUUGUAUUUAUAUGGAUGCCAUGGGAUUUGGAAUGGGUUGUUGUUGUCUGCAGGUAACGUUUCAGGCACAAUCGAUUGAAGAAGCACGAUUUCUAUAUGAUCAAUUGACGCCGUUAACACCUAUUAUGCUUGCUCUGAGUGCAGCAUGUCCAAUUUGGCGUGGUUAUCUAGCUGAUGUUGAUUGCCGAUGGAAUAUUUUAUCUGCAGCAACAGAUGAUCGAACAGAAGAAGAAAGAGGCCUUGAACCAUUGAAAAAUAAUUCCUUUCAAAUUCCAAAAUCGCGUUAUUCAUCUAUUGAUUGUUAUAUAUCUCCAGAAAGUGCAAAAUUUAAUGAUAUAGAGGUUGUACAAGAUAAAGAUGCAUUUCAUAGGCUCACAUCAAACGGUAUUGAUCAUUUAUUAGCGCAGCAUAUCGCUCAUCUAUUUAUUCGUGAUACACUUGUACUAUUCGAAGAAAAAAUUGAGUUAAACGAUGAAGAAGAUACAGAACAUUUUGAAAAUAUCAAUUCGACAAAUUGGCAAUCGAUGCGUUUUAAACUUCCACCCGUAAAUAGUAAUAUUGGAUGGCGUGUAGAAUUUCGACCAACUGAAGUCGAUGAAAAUAUGCAGUUUGCUCAACAACGUGAUGCUGUUAAAAAUCAAAAAUUUCAUUUUAGAAAAACAUUAGCAACUGGUCAAACACCUGAAACACCAAGUAUGGCUUCUAUGAAAAAACCAUUAUUUGAUAAUACAGAAAGUGAUUGUGAACAUCGUUUGAUGUCAGUAGAUGAAAUAAUCAAUGGAUCAGAUCAAUUCGUCGGUCUUCUACGUAUUGUCCAAGACUAUCUUAACAAUAUAGAAAUCGAUGCUGAUACACGAUGUACAAUUAAUCAGUAUUUGAAUUUAAUAAACAAACGAGCUGCCGGUACUUUGUUAACAAAUGCUGCAUGGAUGCGUCAGUUUGUCCAGUCUCAUUCGCAAUACAAACAUGAUUCCAUAGUUACAGAGGAAAUUACGUAUGAUUUAUUAUGGAAAAUGCAGAAGAUUAGUGCUGGCGAAGAUGAGUGUCAAUUGGUAUUACCAAGGAUGGCCUCUAAAACAAGUUUGGAUAUUCCGCGUGCUGUUGAACGCGCUGGUAAUGAAUUAGAAACAAAACGUUCGUUAUUACUGAAUCCAACUCAGAAUAAUGAUAAAACGCCAGAAGAUUAA
Molecule: messenger RNA, 1899 nt
Organism: Didymodactylos carnosus
Lineage: Eukaryota; Metazoa; Rotifera; Eurotatoria; Philodinida; Philodinidae
Source: the annotation of a GenBank genome assembly